This is a messenger RNA of Emiliania huxleyi CCMP1516, 924 nucleotides long. RefSeq lists its product as hypothetical. The record is from RefSeq and is a predicted model, not a curated record. The coding region runs from base 1 to 924 and encodes 307 amino acids. Gene Ontology annotation, molecular function: protein binding. Lineage: Eukaryota; Haptophyta; Isochrysidales; Noelaerhabdaceae. The transcript is spliced from 3 exons.
AUGAGCAACACGGUGGCGACUCGCACGCGCGGCGCGCGGCGACGCGAGCAGAAGCACUCGCUCCCCAUCCAUCCGGUGGUCGCGGUGCACGUGGCGCGCGUUAGUGCUCUCUACCACGGCGAGACGUUUGAGCAGACGGCAAGGGUGUGCGUGGCGUGGCAGAAGGGCUCGAGCCAGGCGCGGCACCUUAAGAAGUGCAGCUCCUAUGGCGAGCUCAAGUCGGGCAAGCGCUACGCCCGCUUCGACCGCCCGCACGCCGCAGCCUUCCUGCCAGACGGCAACCUCGUCAUCGCCGACUGCGACAACUUCCGGCUGCAGACGUGGUCGAGGGCUGCAGACUCCUACAUGAUCCAGGAGCGAGACCUCGGUGCGACCGCGUGCCCGACGGGCGUCAUCAGCGAGGGGAGCUUCCUCUACAUCGUCGAGCACGGCGCCACACCCUCCCGCGCAACCGCCCAGCCGCCCCGUCCCUGCCCUCUGGCUCACGCCUCUCCACGCCUGUGGGCAGGGUCACACCGGGUGGUCAAGACGCGCGCCUCGAGCGGCAGCCUCGUCGCGGCGGCGGGGCAGUGGGGCGGCGCCGACGGCGAGCUCCGCCACCCGUGGGGCCUCGCCUCGAGCGGCAAGGCCAUCUACGUGGUCGACGGAGGCAACGCGCGCAUCUGCUGCUUCGCGCUCUCGAACCUGGCCUUCCGCUUCGCCUUUGGGGACGGCGGCUUUGGGCCGGAGGGCCAGUACCGCCUCACGCCGAUGGGCAUCGCGAUCGGCAACGGGCGGCUGUAUGUCACAGAGGCGCAGGGCGAGAGGCUGCAGGUGCUCGGCAUCGGCGGCGAGCCGCUGCAGAUCACGCCAAAGAAGCUGCCGCCCGCCGUGCACAUCUUCGACGUCUGCCAGCAGUCGAACCUCUUCGAGACGACCCUCUAG